AUGCCAAGGAAAAGGAAAAAUCUUGGGGGAAAUCCUUUGCGGAAGACUGCAAACUCUAAGAAAAUUGUCGUAUCCCGUGUUGCUAGUCGUGAGGAGCCAGCCACUACUCUUCCUUCCGUGUGUGAGACAAAGAUUGAUCAGGAGGAGCUCUUCUCCAGUAUCUCAGAGAUGUUCUCUGCUCUGGACCCUGAUGUAGUUUAUUUGAUGCUUUCUGAAUGUGAUUUUAAAGUUGAAAAUGCCAUGGACUGUCUGUUAGAAUUAUCUGCUACUGGUGCCAAGAUGGAACAAUCUUCUGUUGAUCGUGAGAGCAAGCCAGGUACAUCAGGAAGCACAGUGAUGGAGCCGUGCCGUCCCGAAGGCGAGAGCGAAGACUCAAAACUGGAUUCAUUUUUGGAUAUGCAGCUAACUGAAGACUUGGAUUCUUUAAUACAGAAUGCUUUUGAGAAACUGAACUCUCCUCCUGAUGACCAAGUCUACCCAUUCUCCCCUCUGCAAGAUGCUAAUAGUUUUAAUGACCCUUCCACCUUCAUGAAUUCAGAUUCAAGUGGUAUGACUUCUCUUCUUUCUGUACAAAAUACUGGCUCAAACAGCGAAAUUCUCAAGAAUUCUGCUUCUUUACUAAGUUCAAACCCACUGACUUCACAUUCAGUUUCCAUUGAGCCUGAAGGUUGUACACAGAGUGGCACAUUGGCAUUGGAAGGGGGCUACCCAGAAGGCUCUCCUCUCAGUAGCUCUGGAAAUCCAACAAAUGACUCUGUUAUGGGUUGUGGCAAUUUUAGCCAAAGACACAAAGAUCGUUUGGAAUCUGAGUGUCCUCGUGUGCAGCAUUCUCAAGCCCUUGUAGAUUUGGGCAACAGUGAACCUCGGGUUCCUUCCAAUCGCCCUCUGCACAAUUCAGGGUCUGAUUUACCAGGUACAGAUGGGGAUCAAAAGCCUGCUUCUGCGCCUGACGUUUUUGUGCCCUCUGAGGGGUUCAAUUUCAAGCCGCACAAACAUCCUGAACUGCCACCAAAGGGGAAGGAUAUGAAUUACUGCCCGGUGCUCACCCCUCUCCCUUUACUCCUUCCGCCUCCACCCCCACCACCAAUCUGGAACCCGAUGAUCCCUGCAUUUGAUCUCUUUCAAGGGAACCAUGGCUUUGUAGCCCCUGUUGUGACCACAGCCGCACACUGGAGACCUGUCAACUACACGUUCCCACCCCCCAUCAUCUCCCACAACUCUCCGACUAAAGUGUGGAGGGGCAGCGAGGGAGCAAGUGCUUACCAGGUGCAGGAGGCCCCUGUGCCGCAGCCUGCGCGGAAGAAGACCACCUCCUUUGUCGGCUUAGUUCUCGUCCUUCUCAGAGGGCUGCCAGGCUCAGGGAAAUCCUUUCUGGCAAGGACUUUGCAAGAGGAUAACCCAGGUGGCGUCAUUCUCAGCACCGAUGACUAUUUUUAUAUAAACGGACAGUACCAGUUUGAUGUAAAGUACUUAGGGGAAGCCCACGAGUGGAACCAGAACCGAGCAAAAGAAGCAUUUGAGAAGAAGGUUUCUCCAGUAAUCAUAGAUAAUACAAACCUCCAAGCGUGGGAAAUGAAGCCAUAUGUUGCUUUGUCUCAAAAGCAUAAAUAUAAGGUCCUUUUCCGGGAACCAGACACAUGGUGGAAGUUCAAGCCGAAGGAACUUGCAAGACGUAAUAUUCAUGGAGUAAGCAAAGAGAAAAUAUCAAGAAUGCUGGAACACUAUCAGCGCUUCGUUUCCGUGCCAAUAAUAAUGAGUUCUUCAGAUCCAGAGAAAACCGAGCGGAUCGAGUUGUGUGCAUACGCCUGUGAGGACAGAAAUUCUAGCCCAAGAGACAGUGAAGCUGUUACUGCUGCAAAAGACGACAAUGUUGCAGGUGCAUCUCCGAAGCACUUAGAGUCACCAGAGGAGAAGACUCUUGAAGUGGUCACACAAGCAGCGUUACCUCCGAGCGAUCCCUCCCUCUCUUGUCCCAGUUUAAACAGAGGAAGAAAGGAGUCGGGUGACAUGAGUCAAGGCGUUUCUAACCACUUCUUUCAGGAAGCUCCGAGCACCUACUUUUCUAACCCUGAAAACAAAGUUCAAGCCACAGAUAGAAGUGAGAAAGAACAAGAGACGAUGUCUGAAAAAGAGCAUUCUGAAGUGGAUGCCUGGAGUCCUGCAGAGGGGGCAUCAUCAGAUGGUUGUGCUGAGGAUAACCAAGAAACCUGUGAGUCUGCAGGUGCAGCUACACUUCCCAGUGAAAACCCCUCACCUCCUGAAACACUGGAGGAAAGGACAGCAGGAAAGAAAAAGGCCAUUGGAAAACAAAAAAGCAAAUCAUCUUUGGAAAAAUUCCCCAAACAUGAGCUAUCAAAUUUUGUUGGUGACUGGCCAGUUGAUAAGACAAUUAGCCAGAGAACUAAAAGGAACCGGAAAACUGAAAAAGGUUUAUCUGUACAAAAUGACAAAAAAUGUAAUCGCCCGCAGUCCCACAAAGCAUUAGAUACUAGGGUAUCUGUGAAUACAGAUCCUAUCCAGCCCCAAGGAUCUGGAAAUGAUGAUCUUUCAGAAGUGCCCAGUAGCUAUCACUAUGAUCCUUACAAAAGUACUGAGCAGACCUCAUUCAGCGCUGUGAGCGACUGGCCCUCAUCUGCUUCAUUAACUCAGAGAGAGCACAGACCGAGAAUGCCAAAAACUGGCUUAAGUGAAUCCAGCGUGGAAUUUGGAACUAAUGACAACCGGGGUGAAAUACCCUUAUAUCCAGCACAUGAGGCCUACUGGGGAACAAGCCCUGAAGAACUGAAGACGCUGAGUUCCAGCCUUCGGAGUUCUGAAAUGCUGCCCAGUAAAACAGCUCAUGAGCAUGGCCGGGCUUCCCUGAGUAAAAUGGUUCAUAGCCAGCACUCACUGCCCCUUACCUUUUCUGGCAGUGCAACAACACUUCCUGGAGUAGUGGGGCCCCGAGCUCUAACAGAAUUUCCAAUAGGGGUGUCUGGAAUCAUCUCUGGAACAGAUACAGGCACUUGUACCCAGACUGAACCCCAAGAUUUUGCUCUCUUGUGGAAAAUAGAAAAGAAUAAAAUCAAUGUUUCAGAUUCUGUCAGAGUGUUGACAGGAAGAUUAGAUGGGUUUAAGCCAAAAGAUUUUACUCUUAUUAGAAAAUUAAAUGUUCAAGAAACAAUUCCAUAUAGAGUCAUGCAUGAUAAAAGUACAUUUGUUGAAGAAAGUGAGCUUACCAGUGCCGAUGAAUCUGAAAAUAUUAACAUCCUUUGCAAACUAUUCGGAUCCUUUUCCUUAGAAGCCCUGAAAGAUUUGUAUGAGAGAUGUAAUAAAGACAUUAUUUGGGCCACAAGCCUCUUGUUGGACUCUGAGACUAAACUGUGUGAGGACACUGAGGUUGAGAACCCCCCCAAGUCAUGCAGCGAGUCACAGGUUGGGCCGUUUUCUAUGGGCUUGGAUUUGAAGGAAAUUAUUAGCCACAGAGGAACCUCAGAAGGUUCUAAUUCUUCUGUAUCAGAAUUUAGUCCUGGAAUUGGUAUCAGGAACACCAGUGCACAGUCUGCUGGUGACCCAGAAAAGGGGAACUCAGAGCAGGAAGGGAUAAGAGCUGUAAAUCCUGAAAACCCUGAAUUAAUAACCAGAAUAUUCCCUAAUGCCACUGUAAACGUGAAGAGUAAUAGUGAAAUAGUGCCUGACUGUCAGGCUGAAUUGUCUGGUGCGUAUACCUUUAAGCAGCCUCUUUCACUUACUCCACGAUCUUAUAUUCCUGAAGAUGUUAGUGAAAUAGAAAAAAGUCUAGUAGUGACAGAGACUAGAGACAAUAUUCAUUCUUUUUUAAAUUUAUCUGAUAUUAUAAACUCUGCAACAAGCACUUCAGAUCCUGAAUUAAAUGAAGAUGUUUAUCUUACUGGCUCUUUGGAAGUAAAGAAAAAUGAAAAUCUUCCUAAGGAUUAUGUGAAAUUUGCAAACAUGGAAGAAUUGAUCAAUGAAGAUAAACAGGAAAUGGAGAGAAAUCUAGUGCCAGGAACUGGUUGGUCCGCAGGAGUUAGUGAAGAGGGUAAAACUGAGGUGUUGACUCCCACACCAGUGACAGCCAAAUCUCUGACCAUAGACUGUCUGGAGCUGGCACUACCCCCAGAGCUGGCUUUCCAACUUAACGAGCUGUUUGGCCCGGUUGGUAUUGAUUCAGGAUCUCUAACAGUUGAGGAUUGUGUGGUUCAUAUAGACCUGAAUCUCGCUAAAGUGAUUCAUGAGAAAUGGAGAGAGUCUGUAAUGGAGCGACAGAGACAAGAGGAGGUUUCUCGGGGCAAGUGCAUGCAAGAUCCCUCGCUGGCUGGGCAUACUGUUCUUGAUAAUUCUGAACAAAAAUCAUCUCAGAAAACAGGCAAAAGAUUAUUGAAGACUUUAGCAGCACCUGAGACCCUGGAUCACUGGAACACUCAAACAAAAAAAGUUUCACUUCGAGAAAUAAUGUCAGAAGAAAUUGCCUUACAGGAGAAACAUGACUUGAAACGGGAGACACUUAUGUUUGAAAAAGACUGUGCCACAAAACUAAAGGAGAAGGAGCUCUUUAAAAUAUUUCCAGCAAUUAAUCAAAAUUUCCUGGUGGACAUUUUCAAGGAUCACAACUAUUCACUGGAAAACACUGUACAGUUUCUAAACUGUGUUCUUGAAGGAGACCCUGUGAAAACAGUUGUAGCUCAAGAGUGUGUUCACCAGAAUGAGAAUAGCACUUCUCAUCCUGCACAGAAAUCGAAAGAGAAAAAGGCAAAGAAACCGAAAGAGGCUGAGGAUCCCCCAGGGGACCCAUCUUUCCAGGAUUUUGAGUACCCUGAGUAUGAUGACUAUAGGGCAGAAGCUUUCCUGCACCAGCAGAAGAGGAUGGAGUGCUACAGCAAGGCCAAGGAAGCCUAUCGCAUGGGGAAGAAGAACGUGGCCACCUUUUAUGCUCAACAGGGCAGUCUGCAUGAGCAGAAGAUGAAAGAAGCCAAUCACCUCGCUGCUGUGGAGAUCUUUGAGAAAGUCAAUGCCUCUCUGCUACCGCAGAACGUCUUAGACCUCCAUGGGCUGCAUGUGGAUGAAGCUAUAGAACAUUUGACAGCAGUUCUACAGCAGAAAACAGAAGAAUUUAAGCAGAGUGGUGGCAAGCCCUAUCUGUCAGUGAUUACUGGGAGAGGAAAUCACAGCCAGGGGGGAGUUGCUCGAAUCAAACCAGCUGUCAUUAAAUACCUCACAAGCCACAGCUUCAGGUUUUCUGAAAUUAAACCUGGGUGCUUGAAAGUCAUGCUAAAGUGAAACCUAAGGCCCUGGACUUAGAAGCGUGAGGUUUGUGGGCUGACGUUGGUUUUACUUGUAGUAAUUCAGUCAGUUCUGUUUUCAAAUGUAUUUUAUUGGGAAUGUAAAUCAAGAAAAAUGUUUUUCAGAAUUCAAGGAAAGUGGUUUUUUAACUUAAUCAAAUGCCAGUCUGUUACUUGUUGAAACAUUAAAAGGAAUUUUUAUUAAUUACAAAAUGUCUAAAAAAAAUUACCACCUGCAGUUUAAAGUCUUAAGUAUUGUAUUGUGGUUAGGAAAACCAACCAACCAACCAACCAACCAACCAACUAACCAACCAACAAACACUGCCUUGUAUUCUGGUUCACGUUUAGAGAUUCCUAAAAGCGUCCGUGAGGGCCGAGUGCUGAGUGCCUCUCAAAGAAUUUGUUCAAUAGUGACGGGGGAAGGUGAGCAGCAGAAACACAAGAGCUCUGUCUCCUUUCAAAGCUUAACACUUGACAGGCGGACACUUGAUUGUCUUUUCCUCUGUAUCUUCAUCCCUUCCCUUCUGGGCUGGUCUGAGAGUAACUUGUAGUCUCAUAGGUACAAUAGGUAGCUUUCAGAGGAUAGGCAGGCAGUGCUGGGUGUCUCCUGUGUCCUGGACUGUCCAUGCAGGGGCAUGGAGGCUAAACGGCUGCGUUAGGCUCAAGACAUCAUUUCUAAGCUGCAGGGAGUCAGUCCUUUUGGUAUAACUGUAAAAGAAACUCUUGUAAUUAGAUUUUUUUUUUUAACCUUUAUUUUGAAAAGGAGCCAACUUUCUGAAAGAAGAGUCUCAUUGACUUUUUUGAGCUAAUGUCCUGUUUACGUAUAAAUUCUGGUUUCCUUUCUACAGACUUAGUUUGGCAAAGUGUAAUUUUUCUAGAAUGACACAGUAGUUAAAAUAAAUCUAACUUUGGACAUACAGAGUAUUUUCAACAUAUAUGGUAUUCACAAACAAUUCCAUUGCAUUUCUGACCUUCGUAAGGAAUGCAGCAGUGCCCUCCCUGAAAGAUUCCGACAGAGUGAGCUCCAAAAGGGCAUUUUAAUGGAAAUAAAACUUGGAACCACGUUUUUACGUCUUGUGAAUCAUGCUUUUAAAAAAGAGCCUU
This is a messenger RNA of Arvicanthis niloticus (Nile rat), 6383 nucleotides long. The record is from RefSeq and is a predicted model, not a curated record. NCBI's taxonomy places the organism in Eukaryota, Metazoa, Chordata, Mammalia, Rodentia, Muridae.